Dissoconium aciculare CBS 342.82 is the source of this 751-nucleotide messenger RNA. RefSeq lists its product as uncharacterized. Bases 99 to 533 code for a protein of 144 amino acids. Lineage: Eukaryota; Fungi; Ascomycota; Dothideomycetes; Mycosphaerellales; Dissoconiaceae. The record is from RefSeq and is a predicted model, not a curated record. The transcript has a single exon.
GACAUUGAGCAAGAGAAAGUGAAAGAAAAAACUUGAGGGUCGUGGACCACCCCCUCCACUCCCCAACUACAACCACAACAUUCACAUCCACAACAACGAUGACGGAGGACAAGGGAGACGAUGCUGUGGGCACCUUUUUCUGUAUUUUUUUGAUUUCUCUGUAUUACACAUUUUUUUCCUUCUUCUUCUUCUUCUUCUUCUCCAACUUUGUCCUCGUGAUCGUUGGUGUGAUCGUUGUUUGUUGUGAUCGUUGUGGGGUUUGUCGAAGAUGUGUACCUGGGUAUCUACUACGAGCACGAGAGGAAAACGCUACGUCCUUUAUCACCUUCGACCUGGAUACUCUCUCUCUCUCUCUCUCUCUCUCCUUGCUUAUUUCCAUCCCUUUUGCUAUCCCUCCCUCCCUGGGAACCCGAAAAAGACUGAUUGUGUCCAUCGUGAUGAGUUGGACAUCCAUCGGAGAGAACGGAUGUCGAGCAGGAGCGAUUGUUAGCUACUAUCAUGGAACGAGUACAUAUACGAAUAUCGGUCUUUGAUCAACCGAUCGUGAUGAGAGAGAGUAAAUAGAUUGCCUGCCAGCUGCUCGGAUCAUAGGUGUCAUACGAACUACGGUCCAUAGUAUUCUUGAUCGGCCUACUAUCCAUACUCGUAGCGGCGUCGGCAACGUCGUCGUAGGUGUCAAAUGGCAACACACAUUAUAGCGAUAGUAUAUUUAGCAAAAGAGUCGUUGUGACAAUAUUAAUUUUGAUUUCGA